CGCAGGCGCAGAGGGUUGUGGGGGGGCGGGGAAUCCGGCUCGCGGGCGCGUCGGUUUCUCGCGUUGCCGUGGAAACCACCGGCCAGCGAGGCUCCCGAGAGAAAGACGCUGUCUGUUCAAGAUGGCGAAGGACCUGGACGAACUUCUGGAUGAAGUCGAGACCAAGUUCUGCAGACUCGACCCUCUGAGGCUGGACCUGGGUGAGCGGCCCAGCGGCGGCGGCGGCGGCGGCGGCGGCGGCGGAGGCGGCUCGCACAGCGGCGACCGGAACGGAGCCCAGGAUCAAGAGACUCUCAGAUCAACAGAAACAUUUAAAAAAGAAGAUGAUCUUGACAGUCUUAUUAAUGAAAUAUUCGAGGAGCCAAACUUUGACAAAAAAUCUUUUCAAAAAUUUAAAUCUAAAUCUUCAAGUAACACAUCUGUCAGAGCUCCCAUACAAGGCGUCAGUAAAAGUUGCAGUCCAGUAUAUCUCAGUGGAAGCGCCAUUCCAUAUGGGAUUGGAACAAAUACUUCACAGAGAGCAUGUGACCGACUGCGUUGUGUAGCCUGUGAUUUCCGGAUAGUGAGCUACAAUGACUAUAUGUGGGACAAGUCAUGUGACUACCUGUUCUUCAGAAACAACAUGCCAGAAUUCCACAAACUCAAAACAAAAUUGAUCGAGAAGAAAGGUGCACGGGCGUAUGCCUGCCAGUGUAGCUGGAGAACUGUUGAAGAGCUCACGGACCUGCAGACAGAUCAUCAGCUUCGCUGGGUGUGUGGUAAACACUGAGAGUGCAGACAGCUGCACCUGUGAGAGCAAGUUCCGGGUACCAAACCUGGGUACCAGUGCAGAGCAGUAUUGUGCCCACUGGGAAAAGGCUACAAAUGUUGUGUAACCACACGUUUGAAGAUCAAAUGGACUGGAAAAGACGUAUGCACUGUGGCACCUUGGCAUUCUUCCUUUCGACAUGGACAUUUUACUUAGGUUAAAAUUUGCCAGUUAUCUCCUUUUAGAGAUUGAAAUUGUGACAUUUUGUGCAAAUUUACAGCUUAUCCAUACUAACUGCCAUACUGACUGCUAAUGUGCUCUAAAAUGUUCCUCGUGUGUCAUUGUUGUUAAAGAAUACCCACUGGCAUGGCAGAGAGGUCAUUGUAUAUGAGUGUUCAUGGCUCUUCCUAUUCUGAUCCAUCAUUGUCUGAAACUGUAAGUUGAACGUGACAGAAAAGCAGAUGACCAUUGGUUAACUGAGGGGUUGGCAAGAGUACAGGAACAUUGUAUCCCUGCCUUAUAUGUAUCUCAUCUUGCCUCACCAACUCACUUCAGUAUUAUGCAUAAUAGUAAUAGUAAUAAUGAUGUUACCAGUUUUAGUAUAUUUCCCUCCUUUGCUCACUGAAAUAUCAAAAGUUGUUAAUUUUCCAUUAGCAAACAUCUAUUUAUAUAUAUAAGUUUUUGGUAUAACUAAAGUUACUAAAAUCCACAAAUAAGUCAUUGUUAGACUUUUCAAGUAUACUCCAUAACUCUAAAUGAGCAGCAGUAAGAUGAUUUUCAGACAACCUGUGGACUUUCUAAUAGUAUCCGGUUGGUCCAUUCUUUAUUGAAGUAUAGAGAACCAAUGGGUAGCUAUUGGGCUCCCAUGAUAUCAGAGAUGGGAGGAACUGUAUCAUACAGAGUAACAUGUUCAAGGAAUGCAUUGCCUCGGUUUUACCUCCCAGCCCCAUAGACAUUUCAGGGCUUUUCUAGUCUGCUAGAAUUCUAUUCUGUGUGUCCCAUUUCUGUGUGUGUAUUAAGUGUGUGACACUGGGCACUCAUCUGAAGGGAUGAACAUUUUAGCCCAGAUACGACCUGCUUGCUUUUCAGAUAACUCCAUUCUUGCCACCAAGCAAAUCCUCUGAUUGCUGGAAGCUCUUUCCUAGGCUAGGGUCUAGCUUGGCAAUAGAAUGCUUGCAGUGCGUGUACGUGACCCUAAACUUAGUCCCAGUAGUACAAAAGAAAAAAGAAAGACAGAGAGGCAAGCUUUUCCUCACCAUGACACAUUUAUGUUCUUAAAAAACUUUCAUUGCAGCAAAAGAGAUCUCAAAGUGGCUGAUGCUCAAAUUUUUGUAUUAAGAUUAUAUACAAAUUUUAUCUUUCAAUAAACCAAUUUACUCCUCAAAA
Messenger RNA from Mus pahari (shrew mouse), 2134 nucleotides. It is a transcript of the gene Cfap418, whose product is annotated as chromosome 22 C8orf37 homolog. The coding region runs from base 122 to 769 and encodes 215 amino acids. NCBI's taxonomy places the organism in Eukaryota, Metazoa, Chordata, Mammalia, Rodentia, Muridae. The transcript is spliced from 6 exons. The record is from RefSeq and is a predicted model, not a curated record. Gene Ontology annotation, cellular component: cytosol.